Schistocerca nitens (vagrant locust) is the source of this 2661-nucleotide messenger RNA. RefSeq names its product sodium channel protein Nach-like. NCBI's taxonomy places the organism in Eukaryota, Metazoa, Arthropoda, Insecta, Orthoptera, Acrididae. The record is from RefSeq and is a predicted model, not a curated record. Gene Ontology annotation, biological process: sodium ion transmembrane transport. The transcript has 18 exons. Gene Ontology annotation, cellular component: membrane. Gene Ontology annotation, molecular function: ligand-gated sodium channel activity.
AUGGCGCAGGCGGCACUGCAGCGGGUGGCCAGGGACUACCUGGAGCAGACCUCGCUGCACGGGCCGCGCUACCUCACACAGCCCUGUCCAGAGAGGUGAGUCUGGCGGCUGGUGUGGCUGGUGGUGCUGGCAGCGACCGUGUGGGGCGUGGUGGUGGUGAUCGUGGACGUGUGGCUGGAGUUCAUGCGGCGGCCCACAGUCACGACCAUCGACUCGACCACGUUCCCCAUCUGGCGGGUGCCCUUCCCGGCCGUCGCCGUCUGCAGCGUCAACAAGAUGAGCCUCGCCGCCUCCACCAGGCUCGCCGAAUCCCUGUCCGAGGCGUCGGGCGUGCCCGCGGCGGAGGCGCUGUCCCUGCUGCGGUACGCGGGCCGCCUCUACGACUACGAGAGCAGCGACCUGCACAACAUCGACGCGCUGCACCAGCUGCUCGGCCGCUCCUACAACGUCACCAGCGUCAUGCUGCAGGUGGCGCCCACGUGCGAAGACUUGCUGGUUCGCUGCUCGUGGCAGGGCCGCCUCCACAACUGCUCGCAGCUGUUCAAGACCAGGAAGACCAUGGAGGGCUUCUGCUGCGCGUUCAACUACGUGCGCGGCAGCGACGACUUCAUCAGGAAUUGAGAUUAUUCAAAUGACGACCCAGGGAUUACAGUGGACUCACCCGGCUACGAAAUGGGACUAACAGUUCUCGUGAACGACAACUACUCCGACUAUUUCUACCCACUGAUUUCGUCAUCCGGCACAAAGGUGCUGGUGUUCAACCCGCGCGACUACCCGGACACGCCGAGCGGCAGCCUGACGGAGAAACUGGUGCCGGCGGGCGCCGAGGUGUUCCUGCGGCUGGGCGCCACCAGCACGUGGAGCACGGAGAGCGUGCGCGGCUACAGCCAGCAGCGGCGCGGCUGCCUCUUCCAGAGCGAGCUGGCCGACCUCUUCGCCGGCUACUACUCCUACAGUGACUGCCUCAUGAACUGCCGCAUCAGCAGCAUCGCCGCGCUCUGCGACUGCGUGCCCUUCUACUUCCCUAGCAGGGGCAACACAAGAGAGUGUAAUGUACUGGACAUACAAUGCCUCUCAAAGUACAGAGAGAAGUGGCUGACGCUUCGGCCCACCGACGACAUCGAAGGCCUGGAGGCGGAGCGGGAGGACUCGAUAUCGUGCGUCGAGUGCCGGCCGGCGUGCACCGACACCGCCUACAGCCUGCAGUCCACCUUCUCGCCCAUCAUGGCCCACCACGACCACGGCUCCCAGUUCCUGGAAGGCAUCGAGCUGAAAAACCACAGCGUCUUCCACCUGUUCUUCGGGAGUUCCGAUUCGGUGCGGCUGAAACAUGACACUCUGUACUACUGGUACGAUCUCAUGAGUAACUUUGGUGGACUUUGCGGGCUCUUCGUAGGCUUCAGCCUCAUCAGCAUAGUUGAAUUUUUCUAUUUUUUUACUAUACGUCUUUUCUACAUCAUUCAAGAAGAGAACAGCAAACGUUCAGAUCAAAAUCGAAACCAAACAUAUGACAGAAACAUGCUGAGCCGGAAUUACAGUUUAACUGGUCAAGAUUUCCAAAGAGGCUGCUUGGUGCUGAAAGGUCCAAAUGUUGAAUGUGUCAGUGAAGCAUUCCUUGAAACAGUAAUAUGUAAGAGAGCAGAGGUUAUGCCUGUUGUAAGAGAAUGGAAAUUGGUGCUGUCGGCGUGCAACGACCUGUCGGUGUUCGACCCGUCGACGUCGGUGGCGGCGCGGUUCUACUCGUCGCUGCUGGAGUGCGUGCGGCGGCUGUCGGACGUGACGUACGGCGUGGAGGUGUCGUGGCGGGAGGCGCAGGUGCCGGGCCUGCUGCAGACGCUGGCGGCGUGGGCGGCGGAGGGCGCGGCGGAGGGCGCGGGCGACGAGGCGCGCCAGCUGGUGGCGCCCGCGCUCGCCGCGCUCGUCAACCUCUGCCAGCGCAACCUGCCCGCCGUGGUCGCGCUCAUGCGCGCCGUCGACACGCGAGCCUUCCUCUGCACGCUCCUCUCCCGCAAGGACCCCUCGCCCGCCACCAAGCUGCAGGUGUGCAAGCUGGUGGUGACGGUGAAGCAGGUGCAGGGCGGGCUGCAGGACAGCGACGUGCUGAGCUUCUGCGAGGCGGCCUUCUGCGCCGUGGGCGACGCGCUCGCCUGCGCCGACGCCUUCCUGCUGCGCCAGAUCGUCGACUUCUUCGAGGACGUUCGCAACGACGAUCGCUGCCGCGCCGCACUGCUGCGCUAUGAGAAGUACGGAGCUCGUAACAAGCUAGACGUAAGAGUAGUGCGAGCGAAGCUGACGUGGAGUUGUGGCAGCUUCCGGAAGGACACGGAGGGUGUGCUGGGCCAGCUGAAGGACUCCCCGAAGCCGCAGUGCGUGUCGCUGCUGCUGCAGUUCCUGCUGCCGCUGGUGCAGCUGAGCAUCCGAGAGCUGGCGCCGCUCUACCCGGACGUGGCCGCGCUAGCGCUCAAGUGGAUAGUGGGCGAGACGGCGGGCACGGCGGCCAUGAUGGUGUUGUGCGCCAUAGUGAGCACUGUGUGCGGCCACAGCCAGGACGCGUCCCCAGCAGACGAGCAGAAGCAGGUGGACCGCGAGACGGCCCGCGUGCGCGACGCUGUGCUGGACCUGAUCGAGGCCAGGAUACCGAGCGUCAUGACAAAGUAUUAG